Molecule: messenger RNA, 2684 nt
Organism: Anastrepha obliqua
Lineage: Eukaryota; Metazoa; Arthropoda; Insecta; Diptera; Tephritidae
Gene: lace
Product: serine palmitoyltransferase 2
Exons: 4
Coding region: 65-1870 (601 amino acids)
Biological process (GO): ceramide biosynthetic process; sphingosine biosynthetic process
Cellular component (GO): serine palmitoyltransferase complex
Molecular function (GO): pyridoxal phosphate binding; serine C-palmitoyltransferase activity
Source: RefSeq, a predicted model, not a curated record
GAUAAUAGAAGAGAAGUAAUAAAAUAUUGGAAUAAAUUAGAAUUAGUGUUAAGCGACUGGUAGAAUGGGCAAUUUAUAUGGUGAUAGCGGUGACAACGGUGGAGUUGAUCAAGAACACCAGCAAAGUAGUGAUUUUGUUAAUUGUUGCAGCAAAAUGCGAGAUAAUUUAACGGCCGAUGUAUCCAACUGCAGCAAUAGCAGCUGCGGUGCAACAUCAACGGCAGAACUUCGUGUACGUAAAAAUGGCUUCAAGGCCAAUGCAACAGAAGCCUCACCUGCCAAUGGUUGCCUGAAGAAGUGUAACACCCCGCAGUGUCCCAAGACGAAUGGCAAAGGAUGUAGCAGCGGCAAUGAGCCUGUGAUCACACCAGCACAGAAACUUUCAGAGUUUGCCGCGGAGCACAUACGCAAGACAUCGUUCGAGGAAGUGCCACUCCACACCGCCUGCCUUACAUAUUUGGGAUUCUACUUGCUUAUGAUACUUGGCUAUAUAAAUCAAUUGCUCUUUGUGCCGAAGGUCGCUAAGGAGGAGAAUCGUGAUGGCUAUGUGACACUCUAUGAUGCCUUUGAGAGUUUCUACUCGCGCUAUGUUUACCGACGCGUGCGAGAUUGCUGGAAUCGCCCGAUCUGCAGUGUACCUGGUGCAGAGGUCACUCUGAAGGAUCGCGUGACCAAGGACUAUGGCUGGAGUUUUCAGUUUACCGGCACAGAGACCCGUUGUUUGAAUUUGGGUUCAUAUAAUUAUUUGGGUUUCGCUGAUGCGAAGGGUGCUUGCGCUGAGAAUUCCGAAAAGACUGCGCGCGAAAUGGGCCUAGCUAUGACUUCAUCACGUGUAGAGUUGGGCACAACACAGCUGCACUUGGAUUUGGAACGUUUGACUGCACGCUAUUUGGGUGUAGAAGAUGCAAUUGUGUUUGGUAUGGGUUUCGCCACGAACGCUCUCAAUUUGCCAUCACUGAUAUCGCCCGGGUGCCUUGUGUUGAGCGAUGAAAAGAAUCAUGCAUCGAUUAUUUUGGGUCUACGAUUGUCGGGAGCCACAACGAAGGUGUUCAAGCACAAUAAUAUGCGCGAUUUGGAGCGUUUGCUGCGCUACAAUGUAGUCAAUGGCAAUACGAAAGCGGGCGGCAAACCAUGGAAGAAGAUAAUGAUUUUGGUGGAAGGUGUUUUCAGUAUGGAGGGCUCCAUUGUGCGUUUGCCGGAGAUUAUUGCUUUGAAGAAAAAAUACAAAGCUUAUUUGUAUUUAGAUGAAGCACACAGUAUUGGCGCAAUGGGUCCGAAUGGUGGUGGUGCUGUGGAUUACUUUGGCGUGGAUCCCAAGGAUGUAGAUAUCUUGAUGGGCACUUUCACGAAGAGUUUCGGCAGUUCUGGUGGCUAUAUAGCCGGUUCGAAGCAACUCAUUAACUUUUUGCGCACAAACAGUCACGCACAUUGCUAUGCUAGUAGCAUGUCGCCGCCUAUUGCUCAGCAGAUUUACACUUCGAUGAGCAUUAUAAUGGGACUGGAUGGCACCGAUACUGGUCGGCAGAAGAUCAAUCAAUUGGCGCGUAAUACACGCUAUUUCCGUCGUCGCUUAGCACAAAUGGGUGUAAUCACCUAUGGGCAUGAGGAUUCGCCUGUGGUGCCCAUGUUGGUGUACUUGUUUUCGAAAAUCGGCGCCGUUGUACGCACAUUGACCACACGCCACAUAGCUGUUGUAGGUGUGGGCUUCCCAGCGACACCCAUUAUGGAGGGGCGUAUACGUUAUUGUCUGUCGGCCGCACAUACCAAAGAACAAUUAGACAAUGCACUUGAAGUCAUCGACGAGAUAAGUGAUACAUUAGGCUUAAAAUACUCGCGGAAACCUCGUGAACCCAACCCAAUUGAGUAUUGAAUAGAAACAACGCUUACAUCUGUAACUCGCAAAGAGCAGAUAUGCACACAGUUCCAGUUGACAAUAGCGCACGAACAACUGCAAAGCAUAAGAAAUGUGUGUAUGUGUGGGGAAAAAUUUAGACAAUGUCUAUAAUAAAAAUAACGGAUAUGUUAUGAUAUCCCUAAGUAUUAAGCUAGAAUGCUUAAGCAGUUGCUUUGGUGGCCUUUAUUGUCUAUUGGGCUGGCCGUAUCUGCACUAAUUUUUCGAUUUCCCUACACAUUUUCAACAUGCAAAUCGAGCACUUCGGUAAACUAAAUAGAAAAUAAUUUAACAGUUAAUUGCGAUUGGUCACUUUUGAACUCUAGUUGCACAAAUAUGAACGCAUUUUGUUCGUAUGCACUGCCAGAAAAGUUCAAAAAUAUAUGUAGAAUAGAUGAUGGCUACAUUUAGCGUUGGAUGAUUGUGUCUGUGUGUGUACAUUUUUUUCGCUAAAGUCUUCUAUACGAAUUGUUACUUGAGAAUACUGUAACAUUAGCAUUUAUUUAUUUAUGUUUACUAAUAAACAUGAACGCAUACGACUUCUUGUUCACUGUACCGCUGCUGCUACCACUAUUACGAUACUAUCAUACAAAUGCAACAAACAACACUAUUAGUAAUGCUAGAAUGACAAAGUUUAUUAUUGUCAUUUUAUGUUUCAAGUAUUUUUUGCUAUUAUAUGUAUUUUUUUAAAUAAUUGCAUGAUGUUAUUUUAAUUUAAUUUUCCUAUUUUAAGUUUACUGUAAUUUAAACUACGUAUAAUGAGUAAUUAUAAUAAAGUCGAACAACCAAACAA